CCCACAUCCAUCUCUAGCUUGGCUCCGUCCCCUGCACCUCUUCAGAGACAAAGGAGGCCCUCCAUCAAUACUCAGUCUCUCCACGAGUCCAGCAGAGAAGCCUCACCAUGCCGGACACAAUCAUGUCCAAGGAGCCCAGUUCCAACCUGGAGAGUGCCAUGCAGAUGCUCAUAAAGACCUUCCACAAGUACUCGGGAAAGGAGGGCGACAAGUACACGCUGAGCCGGGGCGAGCUGAAGGAGCUGCUAGUAGAGGAGCUGGGGAGCUACUUAGGGAGCUCCAAAGAUAAUGAAGGAGUAGAGAAGGUGAUGAAUGACUUGGACGCCAACAACGACGGAGAGGUGGACUUCACUGAGUUCAUCAUCCUGAUGGGCGCCCUCACGGUCGCAUGCAACGACUUCUUCCUGGAGUACAAAACAGACGAGAAGCCGAAAGAUGGAAGCAAAGGCGAGUCGGCGGAGAAGAAAGAUUGAAGCUGUGCAAGAGAAGAAGAGCGGAGGGAGGGAGAGGGGUGGAAGAGAAGUGGGGGAAAAGAAGAGAAAGAGGAAGAUGAGGAGGAGGGGAGAGAACUGUAAAUCAGGACACAUAGAGGACAGAGUUGGAAAGAAUAUUUGUCUUGUGCAAUUCGUAAACACUCCAGCUACACAUAAGGGAAGCAUUCCAGCAGAUAGUUUGUGGGUUCACAGAGCACGGGGGCAUUCAGCGGGAGUAAAGUUUUCCCUGCAACACUUUUUCAUACCACAAGCACAUCCGGAGCUCGUUUCACAUACAGGACGAGAAAUAUUCCAACGUCUUCCAGCUCACAUCCAGCAGCAGUUUAGACAGUUUCUUGCAUGUUCUGAAUAAAGGCACUGUGAGGGGAAAAAGGACGUUUUUAUGCAGAACGCACAUCAGCAUGUUUGAGCAUUUCUUGCACAUGAAUAACUUGUGAUUACAUAUUAAUCUAAAUUACAGAUGAUUAUAUCGUUGUAUGUACUCAGUGUUUUAACAACAGAUUACCCACUUUCCUGCACCUAUUUUGUAAUCUAAUUUUGGGUAAUAACCAAUGCAUUCUUCAAAAAUAUUAAACAUUGCAUUUAACCAAC
Molecule: messenger RNA, 1085 nt
Organism: Paralichthys olivaceus (Japanese flounder)
Lineage: Eukaryota; Metazoa; Chordata; Actinopteri; Pleuronectiformes; Paralichthyidae
Gene: s100s
Product: S100 calcium binding protein S
Cellular component (GO): cytoplasm
Molecular function (GO): calcium ion binding; calcium-dependent protein binding
Source: RefSeq, a predicted model, not a curated record